Messenger RNA from Tilletiopsis washingtonensis, 608 nucleotides. RefSeq lists its product as hypothetical. Gene Ontology annotation, molecular function: telomeric repeat DNA binding; telomerase RNA binding. The transcript has 3 exons. The record is from RefSeq and is a predicted model, not a curated record. Gene Ontology annotation, biological process: telomere maintenance via telomerase. NCBI's taxonomy places the organism in Eukaryota, Fungi, Basidiomycota, Exobasidiomycetes, Entylomatales. Gene Ontology annotation, cellular component: telomerase catalytic core complex. The coding region runs from base 211 to 504 and encodes 97 amino acids.
GCAUCCAUGGCCGCGAGUUCCCGUGGUGCGCCUUUGUGCUCGAUCCGAAGACUCUCUCUGUGCGGGCAGAGUUCGAGCGCUACUCGGGCCUGUGUCAGUAGAGGCAGACCGUCGCCGCUGCGGCUACGCUGACCUCCUCUCUGCGCAGACAUUGGCGACACGCUGACGGUCGAAGCCGGCAAGACGCCUGGCGUGACGCUGCUCAACAAAAUGGCCAUGAGCAUCAAGAGCCGCGCGCACAUCAUCUUCAUGGACACUGCGCUGAACGGCGAGGCCGUGGUGCACCACAACGUGUACCAGGCCUUCCUGCUCACCGCCGUCAAGCUGCUGGCCUACCUCAAGGCGCUACGCCAGCCGCCGAGCGAGCGCGCUCGGACGUGUCUGUUCAUUAUCCAGCAGAUCGUCACAUUCUCUCACAGCAUCAUCCGCGCUCGGGCGGACGCUGCGCGCUCACUGCACGCCGGAGCAUCCUGCGGUCUGCGUCUUCACCAUGUCCGCUGGUGAGUGCCAGCAGCGAGCAGCACGCAUGGCCGUGGCUCAUAGUCUCGCAGGCUCGGUCUGCACGCUUUCCGGGCGGUGCUGCGCACACGCGAGGCGCAGUACAAGAG